Plasmopara halstedii is the source of this 8223-nucleotide messenger RNA. Its product is annotated as thiamine pyrophosphokinase. The record is from RefSeq and is a predicted model, not a curated record. NCBI's taxonomy places the organism in Eukaryota, Oomycota, Peronosporomycetes, Peronosporales, Peronosporaceae. Bases 1 to 8223 code for a protein of 2740 amino acids. The transcript has 4 exons. Gene Ontology annotation, cellular component: phagophore assembly site; extrinsic component of membrane. Gene Ontology annotation, biological process: thiamine diphosphate biosynthetic process; thiamine metabolic process; reticulophagy. Gene Ontology annotation, molecular function: thiamine diphosphokinase activity; phosphatidylinositol-3-phosphate binding; ATP binding.
AUGGCUACGGAUCUACCUAUUCACCACCACUCGAAUUCGUUUUGGUCCGAACCACAGUUUGUUGUGCGACUUGCAGUAUUGGUAUUAAAUACACCUUGCAAUUCAUGGUGUAUCACUAAAGAUGGCGAUGGAUUGCACAGCUCCACACUCUUUUGGAAUUUGUGGAGCAAUGCUCAGCUCACCGUAUGUGCAGACGGAGGCGCUAACCGACUUUACGACCGCAGCGUGGCUCUAAAUGUGCACCACCAAGUAGCUCCGCUGUAUAUAAAAGGUGACUUGGACUCCUUGCGCUCAGAUGUACGCGAUUUUUUCGAGGCCAAAGGAACGACAGUGUUGAGAGAUUCAGACCAGAAUUCGAAUGAUCUGGACAAGUGUCUGCAAUUAAUUUACCAGCAACAGACAGAAUCGGAUGAUCGAAAAUUUUCGGUCAUGAUUUUUGGUGCUAUGGGGGGAAGGUUUGAUCAAGAAAUGCAAAACAUUAAUGCGCUUUUCAAGUGGAAAGACAAGUUUGAGCAGAUGGUCUUACUAUCAGAUGACACUACGGCAAGGCUCCUUGAACCAAACGUUCGACAUAUAAUCACACCAAAUUUUCGCUUUGAAACCCGAACAUGUGGAUUAAUUCCAAUAGCAGGGACGUGUAAGGAUAUCACGACGUCUGGACUCAAAUGGAAUUUAAGCUCCGGAAUGGUCACAGGCUUUGGGGAACUGAUCAGUAGUUCCAAUUAUGUUGAUGACCUCAUCGAAUACAAGCGUGACAUAUUAUAUAUUUUCACAGAUAGAUUCUUUAUUUCUGCUUUGGAUCUUUGCUUUGCCAAUCGAAAUCAUACAAUGCAAUUUUUUAAGCACUUGACUGAUCCAGCGCUCAAGCGGCUGUACAAAUUUGUACUCAAGCGCAUGAUUGGCCGUUUCUUGGCGGCGGAUGAACUAGAUCUGGACCAAUUAGAUGUGCAUCUUCGCUCUGGACGAUUAGAGCUUUGUGACUUGCUGCUCAAUGCUGAAGUUUUGAAUGCUGAACUGUGCGAGGCGUAUGGACUGCCAUUUAAGGUAAAAAAAGGGUAUUUGGGCUCCGUUCGCGUCGCAAUCUCUUACACCAACAUCAUGAGUGAAAGCUGUUUGGUGGAAAUUGACGAUAUUGAGAUCAUUCUAGUGCCUCUUGAGACUGAAAUGACUUCGACUCGACAGAAGCGUUCUACCUUAAUGGAGAAACAAGAGAUAAAGCAAGAAAUGCAACAAGAAAAAAAAAGUAAAAAAAGUGCUGAAAAUCGUGACGAGAUCUCACAGGAAGGACUCGAUUUUGUGGCCAGUUGGAUCGAGCAAGUCACAUCAAAGAUUAAAGUUACUUUGUCGAAUGUUUGUUUAAGAUUGGAGACAGGAGAACAACAUAAAGGGCGCGAUGUGGCACUGUUGUGUCAAUUGCAUUGGGCGCAGUUUACAGAUGAGUCAGUUGAUGAAUUGUCAAGUUUUUACGGACGGAACAGCUCUGUGGGAUUAUUUGGAUCGCAUACGUUAGAUGGAGGCACCCAAUCAAUGGCUGCUAGUUCUCUCUUUGGUGUAGCACAAAAAGGGAUUAAGUUUCGUGGUUUAACCAUGGAUUUACACUUGAGCAGCGAUGAAAGCUCUCAAAAAGAUGUCAUUGACCGGCGGCGAACAGAGUAUUCUGAUAUGGUAUUACAUUCGUUUUUGUCAAGUAGCUUAAGCAUACAGAACUAUUUUCAGCCUCAAUAUUUUCCGGAACUUGAAAAAAUAGUGAAUGCGUUUUCGACGGAUCCUGUCAAGUUGACUGCUAGCGAAAAUUAUACGUCCACAUCACUUUUUGAGUCAAUUUGUAGUGAGCGCCCUGCAUGGCUCACUGGGAGUGAACAAAAUGAUGUUAAUGAGGAGACUGGAGCACUUAAUCUGUCGCUCAAGGAAUUUGAACGCAUUGAAGAACUCUUAAGGCAAUAUCGACAGACGCAAGAGAUACUGAAAAAAGAGCAGCGACGUCGGUAUUCAGCAGAAGAAAGUAGUACAGAAAGGCAAGGGAUGUUUAGGACGCGAAAGCUAUCAGCAGCAGAAAGUGUCGAAAGUGUUGGCUUAUCAGAAUUAGAAGACGAAGAAGAUACUUUUUUUGAGUGUGAAACAGGCCUUGCUAGCUCUGUCGCGCCAAGCGCCUCGCUCAGUUAUAGUAAAUUGAGCCAGUCUUUGUACGCGUCGGCGAACGAGACGUAUAGUAAAUGUGAUGAUCAAACUCACGUAACGUGGUCUACAACGGCUGCGCAGAAUCGAGCGGCACGUCGUGUACAGUCGCGAUUUAAAGCUCACUUGCUGGAGUGUGAGAUUGUGUUUCUUUAUGACGACCUUCCUGACGUCGACGAAGAGAACGAAACAGUGGAAGAAGACGAUGAAUCACUGGCCGAAAACCGUAUUCAUCGCGCUCCUGUCCAACACACGACAUCCUUGCCAUCGGUUAAUGGUUUAGAGCGCUUGGAACUUUCACUUAAAGACAUCAUUUGCUCUAGCUUGGUGUAUUCACAAUACUUCGUUACUGCACUUACUAUAGGUAAGGUCACGUUGACCGAAAAGACGCUUCCGCGCAUGCUGUUGGACACCAAUGACGGGGAGACGGCGAUGCUGUCGACGUGUGUUUUGGAGUUUGCUGACACGUCGCCUUUUACCGGUCAAAAAGCUAGUUUAUCGAAAAAUGUGUCAGCUCAAUUACGUAUCGAUUUCGAGCCGGCAUCAGAUGACAUGACGCCAUCGACAAUCGCAUCGCUUGGAGUGCGCGUGAAUGUUCAACCGGUGUUAUUUGAAUGGGAUAUGUAUCUGCUAGAUCGAACACAUCGUCUCCUCGCGCUUUUGGAACAAGAUACGUCAGCGACGAAGCGAAAUGUAGAAUUGACAAGCAAGAAAAAUCAAGCUCAAGAGUUUGUUAAAGCACUCGAUAUGACAACAGAUUGUGUUCAAAUGACGCUGCGAUUUCCCAUGGUAAACAGCGAUCUGAUUCGCUUCGGUGUGUCGUCCAAGCGUGGUCUGUGUGAGGAUCGAAUUGUUCUGUCUAUAAAGGGCAUGAACCUGGCAUCGCAUUCAUCACAAGCUGGUGUUGAUGACGAUGAGGGUCGUUCUCCGAUGCUUCCUCAGCACAGUAAACGCACUUCGCUGCCGUGGUUGGCUGAGUUUGAUGCUUCAUUUGACACAAUGCAAGUGGCCUUUUUGAUUCCAGAGCUGGGCAAUCAGCGAAGCCUUCAUCUGGAAAAAGUGGUCCUUUUUGAUGCUUGCAGUGAUGAACGCCUGCAAGACGUUUGCACUCUUAAAUUACGACUUCAGACGCCGUCGCGAGACGAAGUGAAAGAGGCAAUUACUAGCAAACAAAAUCUGUCACAAGAUUCAAGUCACAAUCCCGAUAUUUUGUCUGAGGGUAAUUUCUCCGAUGAAGUUAGUGGAGAUGACAACGAUGGAGGAAGGGUAGGUUUAAACGGCUGGAACCUUGAUGCGCUGGGGCGUGUAGAGUCAUUUGAAGCAGCAGCAGCAGAAGCAUCCCUCUAUUCCAUGGAAGUUGGUCUUCCUCGGGCUACUGCAAUCUUGUAUAAGUCCUCGCUCGACCGAAUCAUGGUGCUGUUUGACGCGCUCUUGACGAUUAAUCCAACUGAUGUUGACAUUCACAAUGACGUACUCAAUAAGGCUUUACACCGUAACCGUUUGACCCCUAAUUUCAUGAGUUUCAAGCUCAUGCUAGGCGAAGGAGCUAUCCAGAUCCGCGACUAUGUUGCAAUCCCUGCUUUGCCUUUUAACGGCGCUAACCCAACUUCAGUCCGUGUGAAUCAAAAUGUGGCAACUGAUCGGCAGAGUGAUCUUGAAAAAGUUUUAUUCACCUAUCAUUUCGUUUUUCAGUCAUUGAAAAUAUUCCAAGUAUCUCAGUGGAUGGGACAAUUGGUCUCUCGCGUUCACGUAUCAGCUCAGAACACCACAUUACUGGAGGAAAAUGGCCGCACUAAUGCAAUUGUGCCAAUUUUAUACAAGACUCCGUUUGGAGAUUCCAAAGCUCCAAUCUUUUUCAUGGGAGUUGACAUCACAGACCAAACAAACGAAAUGCGAGAAAUGAAUGUCGAAUUGCACGUCUCGCAUCUAACAUUACGCUAUGAUGUGCACUCCAGGUGGAUGAUGCAACUGCUUGAGAUUCUUUUAAUUGAUUACCCAGUUCCGAUCAUUCCACUCGAUUCGGCAACUUUGUCAAAUGAGGAGAGUUUAGUAUUUUCUGAAUCUAUCAAAAAUGGAGGAGAUUACGAUGCAGUGCCCUUAGCAAUCGAUUCGAAAACUGUUUUUACGAAACUUUUUGUCAAAUUUUACGACGUUCUGGUCGAUUAUGCGCCAGUGUCGCUAACGUCACGGAUGAUUCUUUUGUUGGGCAAAGUUGACGUCUAUUCCAAUGUUGUCACAGGUGCUAUUAUGCAAGGCUACAAAAUAUCAAUUGGUGAUUUGGAGCUUUUUAUGACGCAUGCGCAUGCAGGCUACGAGGAAAUCGAUCAAAUUCUUCUGGGUAAUGAAAUCUUUUUGCAGAACAAUGCUAAAAGCUCGAUGAAGAAGGCAGUCAAAUUUGCCGCAACAUAUGCUGUUAGUAGGGAGACAUUAGGUGUUGAGUGUCCGUCGCUGUUAAAAUUUUUAGAGACGUUUGGCUUCUUGCAGCUUGUUACGAUGGAUUUUUUGGAUAUUUUUUUGCGUGUGCUCGUUCAACCGACAGCAAUCGAAGCUGCAACUGCAUCACGGGAUCAACUGGAGCAGAAAUUGUCAGCUGCGGCGGCAUCACCAGAGUUGUCAGUGGAGCUUAACUUAGGCACCGCUAAUAUUUAUGCGUGUUUUGACUCGUUCAAUACGUUGAUCGAGCUGCUGUCGGUGUGGACCGAUCAGCUUGCAAUCAAACCAGAGCCACAAGAUACAACUGCCUAUGUAGGUAUGGAUGGAACGGGUGACAUCUCCAGUGUAUCAGUGGUCACCAACUUAAAUCAUCUUCCUGCCAGUAGUGCAUGGACAAAUGGUUUAACUCUUUCAGAGCGAUCUAAUACACAAGGAUUCUCAACCUCGAGUAGUGUUUGUAGCGAACGACUCAGCAUUGAUAACAGCGAAAAGCUGAGACGGGAUUCUUUCAAUAUUAUGGAGCAAAUCGAUCAAGACGCAUUUGGUAGCGGAAAGACGAUUUUUCCUGGCAAGAUUGUUGCUACAGACACUGAAGCGCGUUUAUUACGAACUCGAAUGAAUUUGAUUCAGAAAGAGAAGGAGCGGAUCGUACAGGGGCUUGAUAAUGAGCUGUCCGCUUCUGAGUUACGACUACGCUAUCAAUUAGAGGAACGACGAAAGUCGGUGAUAUCCGUCCCCAUGAGCGAGCUUGUGAUUGAAGACUAUUAUGCUCACAAUCGCUCAUUUGGCGAGUUUGAUGGCGAGCCAGCUGGAGCUUUUUUGAUGGAACCCCACGAAAAUGCAGAUCAAGAUGAUCCGUGGUUUGCGUCAAGCUCACAUCCGCCAAGUCCUUCACAGUCUCCAGAGCAGACAGCAAUGCCGUAUAAGGAAGAAACAGUGCGGUGGCUUCCACUUGACGGAGCCCGCAUAGAUUCUGGAAUUAGAGGAUCUACAAGUCCUAUGUGUCGACCGUACGCUUCUGUGUUCGAGGCUAUGGAAGACAAGGCGCCGAUUCCCAUGUCUGUACAGUUAACGCAUAACAAUGACAGACUGAAUGAUUACGAAGACAAUGAAGUAGACGAAUUUGAAGCCAAUAAGGCUUCAUGUGGCGCAUUUCCGGCGGCAUCGAAAAAUUUGUGGAAAAUGCAGAGAAGGCAUCACGACGUGGAAAUGAGCGAAGGACAGACCGAAGAGACGGCCUCAUCGUUUUCACAUCAAUUGGAUCUGAUAGAGGGUAGCAGUGUGACUGAGGCAGACAGUGAAGGUAUGGAUGGCAGGAAUGCUAAUACUGGGCACCCAACAUCCAUGUCUAUGUCCUUUAUCGACACAGGGGGAGACGAAGGUAAAGAAGUCAAAUUGGAAUUUGAUUUGGAUCAAGAUCUUCAGUCGCAAAUUAAUCAAAUGCUAAACGUGGAUUUAAAUGAUGGCUACGAAUUUAAUGGUGAUGAGAGUGAUCAAGUGCGAGACGAGCAACGAUCGAAUGCUUCUUUCUCAGUACGAAAGAUGUCCUUUUCCUCGAAUGGUAGCCAUCCUGGUGCUCCCACGUCGUCGAUAGGUCAACCUUCGAUGUCUCCGCCAGACCAGCCAACAGCACGCUGGUUCUAUGACGAACAACGCUCGGACGAUGGAAGUUUGCCGAAUUUCGGCCCACCGUCGCGAAUUUACCCACACCAUGUUGAAAUUCCGGUCGGUGGCUCAGCAUCAUCGUUAUCAUUUGGUGAAAAAGAGUGCAAUGAUGCCAUACGAUCGAUUGCUCGGGAGAAUGCUAUGCGCAAAGUAGAAGCAACUCCGCCGAUCGUUAUUCAGCACGUUUUGCUGCGAAAUUUCAACAUUUGCAUGCGAUUUUUUGGCGGGUUCGACUGGACUCGUGAUGCAAGCGAAGCAGUGAAGCUUUGCUCAUUUAGAGAGACUGAUGCUGCAAAACAGUCAAAGGAUAAAAAAAUUGACAGUGCAACUGCAAAGGAAAAACUUUUAGACGCUUUAUUAGACGACUAUGUUCCGUCCGGUGGUGGAGAUCUCUUUGAAAUCGAUAGCAGCUCCGCCUUUUUUGGAGGAGCGAAGAGCGCACCGACAACGUCAUUUAUGACGCGCGACCCGGCAAUGAGGUCAAGGGCAGCAUCAAGUGACUUUAUUCUCUCUCGUAAGCGUGCAUUAAACAAAAGUGGACGGAAGACCGAGGAAAUGCUCGAGUUGGUUGUCACUCGCAUCCAGUUUCGUGUGGAUAUGUUUAAUAAAGCCGAGACGCAGUCGUUGGCGUCUCAUUCCUUUAUAGCGCUAGGUGAUCUCGAGCUUCUUGACUAUAUUUCCACAUCCCAAAUUCGCAAGAUUAUCUGCUACUGGAAAUCAGAAGCAACUCACCCACGUGAAAGUGGUAGUUCCAUGGCACAAAUGCAGUUAAUUACUGUUCGACCGGGACCAAAUCUAUGCGAGGAGCACCGUCUGAAAGCGCGUUUGUUGCCGUUACGUAUUAAUCUUGAUCAGGAAGUUGUUAAGUUUCUACGGCAAUUUGUGCCACCCAAAGAGAUACCGACCCAAUGUCAGCACCAACAGAGUAUGGCCAACCUGGAUGAGACGGAAGAUGAUGACAGCUCGUCGACACAUGAGGAUGGGAGGGAAAUGAUGGUAAUGGGAGACACUGCAGCAACGAAGAGUGUGGGGGCAUGGUUUUUUCAAAGUAUCGACAUAAAGCCAUGCAAAAUUAAAAUUGAUUAUCGUCCAAACCAUAUCGACUUUGCUGCGUUGCGGGCUGGUGACUAUCUCGAAGUGAUCAACUUAUUUGUUCUAGAAGGCAUGGAGCUGGUUCUUCGGCGCGUACAAAUGAGUGGACUAGACGGGUGGGUAGCUCUGGGAGAAGCAGUUUUGAUAUCUUGGGUGCAAGACAUUUCACGUCGCCAGAUUCACAAGUGUGUGGCUAGUGUGUCGAUGCCUCCACUACGUCCGUUUGUCAACAUUGGCGCUGGUGCUGCCGACUUGAUUUUGCUCCCGUUGGAGCACUAUGGACGGGACCGCCGCUUUGUACGGGGCCUUAAAAAAGGAGCUUCAAGUUUUCUCAAGUCGGUGACAAUUGAAACAUUAACAACAGUAUCCAAGGUGGCACAAGGCACGCAGGCAUUGCUUGAACACGCAGAUGGCGUUGUGUCGUCAUCUUCUGAACUGCGUCGCAAGCAUCUCAAAUACCGCCAAGCCGGUAGUCGCAUCGCACGGAAUUCGCGCCGAAUGGGUGGGGGUGGUAUUCGCAAUACCCAAGAUGCGGGCGGAGGGAUUGGUGGCCGCCAAUAUUUGAUUCAGCAACCAGCGAGCGCUUCUGAAGGAUUUGGUCAAGCGUACGACUCACUAGCGCGUGAGCUGCACGUGGCUGCAAAGACUAUUGUGGCUGUGCCGUUAGUCGAGUACAGGAAAACGGGAUCACAGGGCUAUGUAAGAUCAGUUAUUCGUGCCGUACCAGUGGCAGUACUGCGUCCCAUGAUUGGUGCAUCUGAAGCCGUGGCAAAGGCGCUCAUCGGCGUGCGCAACGCUGUAGAUCCGGAAAUGAAGGAGGAUAUUGAGAACAAGUUUAAGGACUUUCGAGCUAAUUAA